Didymosphaeria variabile is the source of this 2703-nucleotide messenger RNA. It is a transcript of the gene RPN1, whose product is annotated as proteasome regulatory particle base subunit. Gene Ontology annotation, cellular component: nucleus; proteasome complex; proteasome regulatory particle, base subcomplex. Gene Ontology annotation, biological process: proteasome-mediated ubiquitin-dependent protein catabolic process; regulation of protein catabolic process. The transcript is spliced from 5 exons. Gene Ontology annotation, molecular function: enzyme regulator activity. Bases 1 to 2703 code for a protein of 900 amino acids. The record is from RefSeq and is a predicted model, not a curated record. Lineage: Eukaryota; Fungi; Ascomycota; Dothideomycetes; Pleosporales; Didymosphaeriaceae.
AUGGCAGCAGAAGACGAGAAGAAGCCAACGGCCGCUGAGAAGGGCAAGGGAAAGGCGACAAAUGGCGACGCAGAGCAGAAAGAAGUACAGAAAGAUAAGGAUGGCAAGCCAAUAGACGACAAGAAAGGCGCGCCCGCUGUUGAGGAGCUCAGUGAGGAGGACCAACAAUUGAAGAGCGACUUGGACAUGUUGGUCGAGCGGAUAUUGGGACCGGAUUCAGAUCUCUACAACCCAGCGCUCGAGAAGAUCAAAGAGUUCAUCAAAACGGCUACAAGUUCGAUGACGGCGGUGCCGAAGCCACUCAAGUUCCUACGACCACACUAUGAGAGCUUGGAAAAGGCUUACGACUCGUGGCCGGCGGGCGAGAACAAGAAUUCCUUUGCCGACAUGCUGUCCGUACUUGGAAUGACGUAUUCCGACGAGGACCGACUCGACUGCUUGAAGUAUCGUCUGCAAGCGCCCUCUUCAGAUCUCGGCUCAUGGGGCCACGAAUACAUGCGCCAUCUUGCGCUCGAGAUCGGCAGAGAAUUCCAGAAGCGUUUGAACGAUGACAAGUCUACAGACGACAUCACGGAUCUCGCCCUUGCGCUAGUGCCCUUCUUCCUGAAGCACAACGCCGAUGCCGAUGCGGUCGAUAUCCUGUCCGAGUUGGAGAUGAUCGACCAGAUCGAGAAGUAUCUGGACGCGGACACAUACGGCAGGGUGUGCUUGUAUAUGGUCAGCACGGUACCCCUCCUCACAUACCCCGACAACGAUAAGUUCCUCCGCACAGCGUACCAAGUCUACCGGAAAUAUAAGCAGUAUACCCAGGCUGUGGUCCUCGCGAUACGGUUGAACGACCGCGAGUUGAUCGAAGAGACUUUCAACUCAACGGAUGACAAGGCGACAAGGCGACAGAUGGCUUUCCUUAUUGCCCGACAACGGAUAUGGUUCGAUGUGUCGGAAGACGACGACCCUGAACUGCAAGAGUGCUUAAGCAACACUCGUCUAUCGGAUUACUUCAAGGCGCUUGGCAAAGAGCUCAAUGUGCUCGAUCCCAAGACUCCGGAUGACAUCUACAAGACCCACCUUGAGAGCAGCAGGACGGCAGGCCUCACCAACACCGACUCGGCACGCCACAACCUCGCCUCCGCGUUUGUCAACGCCUUCGUCAAUGCUGGUUAUGGUAACGACAAGUUGAUGUUAAACUCAGAUAGUAAGAAUAGCUGGGUCUGGAAGACCAAGGACGAGGGCAUGCUCUCGACUUCUGCGUCGCUGGGUAUGCUCAUGUUGUGGGACGUUGAGAUGGGUCUUGAUAAGAUCGAUCCCUACACCAACGUCGAUGAAGAUCUCGUCAAGGCCGGUGCUAUGCUUGCUACGGGUAUAUUCAAUUCUGGUGUGCGGAACGAUUCCGACCCCGCCAUGGCCCUGCUCGGUGACGAGGAGAACCUCUCGCACAAGAAUGUCAACGUGCGGGUAGCCUCUAUCAUGGGUCUAGGUCUCGCAUAUGCCGGAUCAAAUAAGGAAGAGCUCCUUGAGAUUCUACUUCCCAUCGUGACCGACACAAGCCUAGACAUGCAGCUCUCCGCCAUGGCAGCUUUGGCUUUGGGUCUUAUCUUUGUUGGUUCGGCUCACGGCGAGGUGACUGAUGCUUUGAUGAACACUCUGUUGGACGAGGACCGGUCAAAGCAGCUUAAGGACAAGUGGACGCGGUUUAUGGCUCUCGGUCUUGCCCUGCUGUUCUUCGGGCAGCAGGAAGAAGUCGAUGUCAUUCUGGAGACGCUCAAGGCUCUUGAUCACCCCAUGUCGAAGCCUACAUCUGUUCUUGCCGAAGUCUGCGCGUGGGCGGGUACCGGCAACGUGCUGAAGGUGCAGCAAUUGCUCCACAUCUGCAAUGAGCACAUCGAAGAGGAGGACGAGGAGAAGAAGGGUGACGAGCUGCUGCAGUCGUAUGCUGUCAUCGGCUUAUCAUUGGUGGCCAUGGGAGAAGACGUCGGACAGGACAUGAUCAUACGCACUUUUGGUCACCUGAUGCACUACGGCGAGGCUAACAUCCGGAAAGCGGUACCUUUGGCAAUGGCCUUAAUCAGCCCCAGCAACCCUCAGAUGAAGGUUUAUGAUACUCUUUCGCGGUACUCCCACGACAACGACAACGAUGUCGCCAUCAAUGCUAUCUUCGCUAUGGGUCUGGCCGGCGCGGGUACCAACAACGCCCGUCUUGCACAAUUGCUCCGACAGCUCGCGAGCUACUACCACCGCGAUCCUAACGCACUCUUCAUGGUUCGCAUAGCGCAGGGUCUCUUGCACGCAGGCAAGGGCACGCUAUCAAUGAACCCCUUCCAUACCGACCGACAAGUCCUCUCGCGCGUCGCCGCUGCAGGCCUUCUCACUGUCCUUGUCUCCCUCAUCGACGCGAAGCAGUUCAUCGUUGGCGACGCACAUUACCUACUCUACUUCCUGGCUACAGCUAUCUCCCCACGGUUCCUCAUAACGCUCGACGAGGAACUCAAGCCACUCACAGUCAAUGUGCGUGUGGGCCAAGCCGUCGACAUUGUUGGCCAGGCCGGUCGUCCCAAGACGAUCACUGGGUGGCAGACACAGAGUACGCCUGUGCUGUUGAGCCAUGGCGAGAGGGCAGAGUUGGAAGAUGAGAAGUACUUGAGCUUGAGUAAUGUACUGGAGGGCGUAGUGAUAUUGAAAAAGAACCCCGAGUGGGAAGAUUGA